Molecule: messenger RNA, 936 nt
Organism: Prunus dulcis (almond)
Lineage: Eukaryota; Viridiplantae; Streptophyta; Magnoliopsida; Rosales; Rosaceae
Product: protein FAR1-RELATED SEQUENCE 5-like
Exons: 2
Coding region: 1-936 (311 amino acids)
Biological process (GO): regulation of DNA-templated transcription
Source: RefSeq, a predicted model, not a curated record
AUGGUAUUUGACACAAUGGAAGAAGCAAGAAACUAUUAUGAAGAGUAUGGCCGACAAGAGGGAUUCUGGAUUAGAACUCGAUCUUCCUCCAAGACAAGAAGGCGUUUAGAUGAGGUAACGAGUAGACAAUUUGUUUGUGCACAUGAAGGAAAAUAUGUGCCCAAAAAUACAUCACAGAAGGCUUCAGAAGAGAAUGAUGAGAGAGACAUAAGUGAGAUUGAGAAUAUGAAGAGAACGGGUAAAAAUUGUUCUACGGUGAAAUGUGGAUGCACAGCAAGUAUGAGAAUUAAGCUUGAUAGAUGGUCAAACAAAUGGAAAGUUUCAAGUUUCCAAGACUCUCACAAUCACAAGCCAGUUACACCAGAAAGAAGAAUGAAAAUGAAGUCAAAUAGGGUUAUGCCGAAAGCAGCUAAAAUUCUGACUGAAACAUUUCAUGAAGAAAAUUUGCCAAUUGCAAAAGUUCCUUCAAUCCUUGGCGGCCCGCAUAUUGGUUUUAACAAUAGAGAUUGUUAUAACCACUUGAGAAAUGUCCGGUAUAGACAACUGGAUGGAGGUGAUGCACAAGGUGACAUUUUGUGGUUGUUUGAGACAUGGCUUGAAGCAAUGGGAGGACGUCAUCUAGUUUCCAUUAUUACUGUUCAAGACUUGGCAAUGAAAGGAGCAAUUGCCAAGAUUUUUCCUAACACUCGCCAUCGGUUAUGGCUCUGGCAUAUUAAGAAGAAGUUUGUAGAAAAAUUGUCACAUGUGUACUUCAAGAAGUCCAAAUUCAAAAUUCAGAUGAAGAAAUGUACUCGGUCAACAUACAAGAUAGAGGAAUUUGAAGAAAAGUGGAAGGAAUUGAUGAAAGAAUGUGAAUUGGCUAAUGAUGACUGGUUGAAUAGUUUAUAUGAUAUACAUUCUUCUUGGGUUCCUGUUUAUAAUCGUGAUAUAUUGUAA